Molecule: messenger RNA, 2964 nt
Organism: Ceratitis capitata (Mediterranean fruit fly)
Lineage: Eukaryota; Metazoa; Arthropoda; Insecta; Diptera; Tephritidae
Product: ATP-dependent RNA helicase DBP2
Exons: 4
Coding region: 121-2307 (728 amino acids)
Cellular component (GO): nucleus; cytoplasm; ribonucleoprotein complex
Molecular function (GO): RNA binding; RNA helicase activity; ATP binding
Source: RefSeq, a predicted model, not a curated record
AAUUCCGACAAAAUUCAUUCGGCAAUUUAAUUCUCUGUGAAAAGAAGUGAAAAAAUUUCCAUUAGAGGAUUUACAAGUAUUUUCCAGUUUUAUUGCUGAUUAUAACACCAAAACUUAGAUAUGUUUGAUAGACGUAACGGUGAUCGCGGUGCUUCUGGAAUGGGUGGAAUGGGCGGUAUGGGCGGCGGUAGUGGCGGCUAUCGUGACCAGCAACGUGGGGGUCCGAUGCGUGGUAAUGCUCUUGCACGUCCUCGUCCUGCACCCUAUGCACGCGGUGGUGCUGGUGGGAGCGGUGCUCCUUUUCGCGGUGGACCUCCGCGUUCCGGUUUCAAUGAUCGUCGAAUGGACGGCGGGAAUAACACUGGCACGCCUGGAGAUCGCCUGCCUACCAUAAUUUGGUCUGAAAUAAAGCUAACACCAUUCCAAAAAAAUUUCUAUCAACCAAGUACGACCGUCGCUCAACGUUCGAAAACAGAUGUUGAUGGGUAUCUGACCACAAAUGAAGUUACUUUAAAAGGCGAUGGCAUUCCUUCGCCGAAUAUUGAGUUUAGUGAGCCGGGUUUUCCCGAGCAUGUAUUAUCAGAAAUUAAGAAAAUGGGGUUUGCUAAGCCAACUGCUAUACAAGCUCAGGGUUGGCCGAUCGCUCUAAGUGGACGGGAUAUGGUCGGUGUUGCACAAACUGGCUCAGGUAAGACGCUUGCAUAUGUGUUACCAGCUGUGGUGCACAUUAGUCAUCAAGCUCGUUUGGAACGUGGAGAUGGACCAAUUGCUCUGAUUUUGGCACCGACACGUGAAUUGGCUCAACAGAUACAGCAGGUUGCUAACGAUUUUGGUUCACAAACCCAUGUUCGAAAUACAUGUAUUUUCGGUGGCGCACCGAAGCAACCACAAGCUCGUGAUUUGGAACGUGGUGUUGAAAUCGUUAUUGCUACGCCGGGUCGUCUCUUAGACUUCUUAGAACGUGGUGUUACCAACUUGCGUCGUUGUACAUAUCUGGUAUUAGACGAAGCUGAUCGUAUGCUUGAUAUGGGUUUUGAACCACAAAUACGCCGCAUAAUUAAGCAAAUUCGUCCAGAUCGACAAGUACUAAUGUGGUCAGCCACCUGGCCCAAAGAAGUUCGUAAUUUGGCGGAAGAGUUCCUCGACAACUAUAUUCAGAUUAAUAUUGGCUCAUUGACGUUGUCAGCUAAUCACAAUAUACUUCAAAUAGUAGAUGUAUGUGAAGAGAGUGAGAAAGAUAAUAAGCUUAUUAAGCUUUUGUCUGAGAUUUCUGCCGAGUCGGAAACUAAGACUAUCAUCUUCGUUGAGACAAAAAAACGCGUUGAUGAAAUCACCCGAAUUAUUGGACGUAGUGGAUGGCGCGUAUGUGCCAUUCAUGGCGACAAAUCUCAACAAGAGCGAGAUUUUGUUUUGUCGUCAUUCCGUAAUGGCCGCCACUCAAUUUUGGUGGCGACAGAUGUAGCAGCACGCGGCUUAGAUGUCGACGAUGUAAAAUUUGUAAUUAAUUACGAUUACCCUUCGAAUUCGGAGGACUAUGUGCAUCGCAUCGGGCGUACAGGGCGUUCAAACAAUACGGGAACGGCAUACACCUUGUUCACCACUUCAAACGCUAAUAAAGCCAAUGACUUGAUCCAAGUGCUCCGCGAAGCUAAUCAGGUCAUCAAUCCACGUCUAGUUGAAAUGGCUUCGUCGUCAGGCUAUAAUAACAAGCGAAAUUCACGCGGUGGCUAUCAAAGUCGUGGUGGUAGUCAUAUGGGAGGUGGUUAUGCCAACCGAGGUAAUCGUGCAUAUGGUAACAACAGUGUUGGUGGUGUCGGUGGAGCACAAGGAUAUCAACACCGCCCACAACAACCGGCAAAUAGUGGAGGUCAAAUGUAUCAACGUCCGAGUGGACCGCCUUCGCGCUUCUCAGCGGCCCCUCCCCAAGGUGGCUAUGGCCGAAGUCAGCACGCCGCUGGAAAUAAGCCUUAUGCCGGUGUCGGAACUGAAGGCGCUGAUAAGCGUCCGCGCUUUAAUCCACAUCAGCAGCCUCCGCCGCAACAAUCGUCGUCUUACCAACAACAGCCACCUCGCGUUCCCUAUGGAGCGAAUGCUAAUAGUCACCAAGGCCACAAUGCACACCAUCAACCGCCACCAAAUCAUCGAGGAGCUCCACAUGCUGGCGGUAGUGCUGCUCCGGGUGCUGCGUCUGCUAUGUACUCACAUGCACCUCCUUCCCAUCAUCAUUCCGCUGGCGGUGCUCAUUAUGCCGUUCCCUCAGGCAAUAUGUUUGCUUAUCCUCCGCCUCCUUUGCCCGUGCAGAAUUAAGAAAAUACUUAAUUUAAAAAAUAAUAUUAUCGUCAUAAUUAGUUUAACUUUGCAUAUGGCAUUUCACUAGGUUAAAUUAUAUUUCUUUGAGUGUAGUUGUUGUAAUGUCAAAGAACAUUGCUACAAGUAUUACAUUACAUAGCCUGGUGAUUAUUAAAAGUGAAUGACCCUGCAACACUGUACUUGACAUAACUUUUAAACACGUUAAACAAGAUUCUCAAUUUUUGUAUAUCAAGUUUAAUAUUUUGAUUAUUUUAAUUGCUUCUGUAAUUUUUAAGUUUGUUAGACCGUUAUAUCUCGUUGCUCUGGUGUCAUUUCAAUCAAUAGCUCUAAAUACCAACAAUUUUCAAAAUUAGGUACCAAGAGUUAUCUAUUGAAUUCUAAUAAACUAUGAUAUCUAAUUUACCAUACACAAGGGAAUUUGGGUUCAGAUUCUGCUGUGAUCAUUCUAUUUGAUUGCACAUACAUUUACAUUUUUCAUUUAAUCAUUCAUCCAUUUUAGAAAUUACACUUACUAAAUCCUUAACAUAAAUAUUAUCGUAAAUACAUAACAUAACAUAAUUGAAGUAAAUUGUAUUACUUGGAUUUUAAAUGGAUGUACAAUACAUACAUGUUUCCCCAAAAAAAUUUAAAUAAAGGCAAAUAAAUUCAAAAUUA